AUGAGUUUCUUCCCAAUUGUUGCUAUCCGUUCUUCGUUAUUCUACAUUUAUAGCCCCCCCUUUUUUGCCUUUUAUUGCCCUUCUGACUGUCCUCUUUCUUUUCUUCUCUCUUUCUUUUGUUCUUUCUUUCUUUCUAUUUAUGAUUGUCUACGUUUUCAUCUUUCUGUUUGUAUUCCCUGUCACCCUUUGUCUCUAUCCUCUAUCGCCAUACGCUCCCCUUUCUUCUUUCUUCUUGUUCUUUUUCUUUUUCUUUUUUCUUCUUCUUCUUCUUCUUCUUCUUCUUCUUCUUCGCCAUUUCUUUCUUUCUUUCUUUUUUACUUUCUUUCUUUUGCUAUCUCUCCCCAAUUGUUGCUAUCUGUGCUCCGUCAUUCUACAUUUAUGACUUCUUUUUCGCCUUUUAUCGCCCUUCUGACUGUCCCCAUUCUUUGUUGCUUUCUUUUCUUCGUUCUUUCUUUCUAUUUAUGUCUACGUCUUUAUCAUUCUGUUUGUAUUCCCUGUCACUCUUUGUCUCUAACAUCUAUCGUCAUACUCUCCCCUUUCUUUCUUUCUUUCUUUCUUUCUUUCUUUCUUUCUUUCUUUCUUUCCUUUUCUUCUGCUUCUUCGUCAAUUCUUUCUUUCAUUGAUUUUUGUUUUUUCUUUCUUUUGCUUCCUCACCGUUCUUCUUCUUCUUCUUCCUCUUCUUCUUCUUCUUCUUUUUCUUCUUCUUCUUCUUCUUCUUCCUCCUCCUCCUCCCCUUUUAUCUUCUUCUAUCUAACUUUUUCCCGUCCUUUCUAA
Molecule: messenger RNA, 774 nt
Organism: Acanthosepion pharaonis
Lineage: Eukaryota; Metazoa; Mollusca; Cephalopoda; Sepiida; Sepiidae
Source: the annotation of a GenBank genome assembly